AUGAAGAAUGGAGUCCACGGCGUUCGGGCCCGUCGAACGGCACUCGCCGACGCCGUAUCUGGUGUCGCCGCCUCGUUGUUGUCGUUAUGGUUGUUUUAUCCAGUCGACGUAUGGAAGACGAACGCAGCCGCAGGAAAUGCGCCCGUUGUCUGGGGGAGUAUACAAAAUUGGCGUGCAUUGUACGCUGGGUGGGCUGCAAAGUCGUUACACACGGCGAGUAGCUCGUUCUGUUAUUUCUAUCUGUACAGCUGGAUCCUUUCGAUAUGGAAAGGAAACCGCUCCAGCAACGAAAUCUCCACGAUUGCUCGACUAUGCCUGUCGGCCGUAGCCGCCAUGGCAAAUACGUUUCUGACCUUACCUCUUGAUGUCUUAUCGUCGCAACAACAAACGGAUCGCAGACGGACCGCGUUAAGUUUGUGGAAAGGACUGUGGCCCUCGUUACUACUGUGCAGUAACCCCGCCAUCCAUUUUACCGUGUUCGAUAGCGCAAAGACACACUUACUGAACCAGCAGUCUCACAAGUCCAGCUUGUCCCUCGUCGAAGCCUUUAUUCUUGGUCUACUUGCCAAGCUGGUCGCCACCAUUGCCACCUACCCAUUAAUUCGAGCAAAAAUCAUGCUCAUGGUCACAAACCAAUCAAACUUGUGGCCGUGCCUGAGAGACGAGUAUGCGCAGCAUGGUGUGGGAGGCCUUUACAAGGGCUGUCGUGUGCAACUUUUGCACACGCUGCUCAAGACUGCGUUCCUCAUGAUGGCCCGGGAACGCAUCAACCAAAGUACGAGUCGAAUGGUGCUUCCAAACAUGUCUUUCUCUGCUCGUAGUACGGUGCCACCACACCAGUAA
Molecule: messenger RNA, 843 nt
Organism: Phaeodactylum tricornutum CCAP 1055/1
Lineage: Eukaryota; Bacillariophyta; Bacillariophyceae; Surirellales; Neidiaceae
Exons: 2
Coding region: 1-843 (280 amino acids)
Source: RefSeq, a predicted model, not a curated record